AUGUUGUUAUUGUUUCUCCUCUCUUUUCUCCUCUUCGUUCACCCAUCACACACAAGUUGCUCGUCUUGUGGGGCGGCCACGGCGGCUGGCACGUGCAUUCUCGCGAGUGCCACCGAGUGUGGCACAUCGAUUUUCUACGACACCCCCGUUUUCACGUAUGACACCAAUGAUGCAGGAUGCAAGACAGUGACGGUGAAAUGUACUGGUCAGGAGUGGAUUUACAGCACGACUCGUCUCGAUGAUGGGUCACCGGCUGUGAGCCCUUCUGGAGAUCAUUAUGGAAAUCCAGGAGUAACAAUCACUAGCAGUGACGUGUACACGUGUGGGGCUGACGGCACGUGGUCUCCAUCAAAGGGAAUCUUUGCUUGUGAAGUCCUAGUUCGUACCCCACAAACCACAACAACGAAAGCGACGACUACAAAAACGACGACAAAAACAACGACAAAAACAACGACAAAAACGACGACCAAAGCCACAACAAAAGCGACAACCACAGUUUGCACAGGCACCUGGAGCUCUUGGUCGGAUGUGACAUCUUGCUCAAGUACUUGUGGAAUGUGUGGAACAAAGAGUCAAUCACGACAGUGCACGCCUGCUCGUUGUGAAUGCGAUGGAGUAUCAAAUCAAAAUGUGAAAUGCACUGAUGCUCUUUGCCCAUUCCCUGCGCCCACUUGUUGUCCGGGAUUCGUGAAGAAGACGGAUCCAGUCUUGAAGAAAUACACGUGUCAGCCAGAG
This is a messenger RNA of Mesorhabditis belari, 735 nucleotides long. The record is from the annotation of a GenBank genome assembly. NCBI's taxonomy places the organism in Eukaryota, Metazoa, Nematoda, Chromadorea, Rhabditida, Rhabditidae.